Messenger RNA from Penicillium cosmopolitanum, 2097 nucleotides. RefSeq lists its product as uncharacterized. The coding region runs from base 1 to 2097 and encodes 698 amino acids. The transcript is spliced from 4 exons. NCBI's taxonomy places the organism in Eukaryota, Fungi, Ascomycota, Eurotiomycetes, Eurotiales, Aspergillaceae. The record is from RefSeq and is a predicted model, not a curated record.
AUGGGGAGAUCGUCGCCUCCAUUCAUUUACGAUCGUCAAUCGACCUACAGUUUCCAUGGACCCACCGAUCACGGCUUCAAUCCCAAGGCCGUGACGCAAGCGAGCCGGAUUCGCGCGCCGCCGAGGGAAAAGCCCAAUGGCCCUUUGGUCAACUUCAAUCGACACCCAGAUACGUGGGGCAGCUCUGAGAACAAAUCAACAUGGACUCCCAUGAGUCCAAACACGAAGAAACACGUCAAGUGGGCUCGUGGAACCCAGCUGGGGCUGCGUGCAGUUACUCUACUUGGUGCGCUGGCAUCGCUUUUCUUCUCCAUUGUCAUCAAGAAUGCUGCUGUGACUAUCAUUUGGAUUAUGAGGGCGGGCCCUAUCGUUGCCACUCUGCAUACGAUCUAUGGCAUCUAUCAUUUCUCGCGCUCCCCUGUCAACCGCCCUCCUGCUUCGCAAGCCAGUUACGGAAUUUUCGCCUCGACCCUUGACGCUGGGUUGAUCCCAUUCUACGUGUUUACUGCCUUUGUCGCCCACCAAGAAUAUACCCAAGAUGCGUACAACUGGAGUACCCUUUUGGAUAACAAGGUCGGCAUGAUCGUGCCAAUUGCCCAGGCAACUUUCAUUUGCGCUCUUGUCAAUGGGGGGAUUGCACCUCAUCUCGCUCGGCAAGACAACCUCACUGCCCGUCCUCGCAGAAGCCGCAAGGAUAUUGAUAUCGGCGAGAAGCACAUGAGCUCCUCCACCUUGAACUCCGAGGAUCCACUCAUUGGCUCUCCACGGACUGUGGCAUUCAUGCAUACGCGAGGUGACUCUGGUGAUUCAGCUUACCAGUCUGGUGGUUUUAUGAGUGAUAAACGCCAAUCACAGGUCUCUGUUCAGCCUCACCGUCUCUCGCACUUCGAGCCGUCAAGCCCCGAGAUGCUCUUCCAGCACCCUGCUAGCCAGCCAUAUGAUCUUAUCGCCAACGUGCCAGCUCCUGAGUAUGAUGUACCGGCGCCUGAGUAUCGGAAUGUUGCAAGGCACUCUGCAGAGGUCGUUAAUCCCGGUACUCAGAUGCGCCACAUGACAUCCCGCGCUGCCGACCGGUCAAACACCAUCAGCCCCCUCUCGGACAACUGGGUCGCCUACUCAGAGCGCACAGUGUCACCGAUGGAUGAAAACCAACAACAGAAUGACGAGAAUGCCCUUCGACAGUCUUCCUCAGUCUACAGCAGACGUACCAACUCGACUGCUACAUCCAACAACGGUGGCUUCCGGGACUGGUUCGCAUAUGGUCAGAAACCUGCUAGCAUUGGAAGCGUGAUCCCUGAAGAUACCCGAGGGGAGUAUGCUGAACUGGCAAUCCAUGAAUACUACGGCAACGAAGAGGACAAGGAGCAAGAUCUUGGUGAAACACGCUUCAACAUCUUCCCUGACCCCGAAGAGCACGACCAUGAUAAUCUAGACGAUGAGAACUCGAAGGAUCUCCCCUUCAACCCGCUCAUGCUGAACCCUCCAACCCCUCAACCCAUCCUUACCGAGAAGCCCGAGGACACCGACCCUGUCCGACGCUAUGCUCUGAGCGACAACCCGAAUCUUACAAACAACCAGUCAAAGGCCCCACAACAACCUGGAUCCACCGACUCCACCCCUACCAAGGGCCGCUUCUACGGAGAUCUCGAAGAGGAGGGUAUGCCUGGUGUAGACAUGUCCCGCAACAUCAGUAACCAACAGCCCAUGACCCGCCAGCCAACAAAGCUCAUCAAGAAGAAGAGCAAGAAGAUGUCCGCUUAUCAAUCUCUCAAGAAAGACGACAGCGGCGAUGAGGGCUACCUGAGCAGCCGCUCAGCGGCAAUGUCAGAGGGUGAUCGCAGGGGACGUGUCGUCAGCAACUCUGGUGCAGACACAGCCCGAGCUGGUAUUGGUGCUAGUGUUGGUGCCUCCUUAUCUUCCUAUGGUAGCUAUAUUGCCGGCCUGGGCGUCGGUCGUCGUCGUGACGUGAGUGGUAAAAUCGCCGAGGAGGGACGUGGCAGCCAGCCCAUCGAGGAGACUCCAAGUCCGAAUCAGCAACAGAGCCAAGGAGCUUCACCGACCCGGGCUGCCGGAUGGGCGAGAUUUGCCGGACUAUGA